AGGGCAUUGUAAGCUGGGCUUAUUAUUACAAAGAAAAUCUGUUUAGAAAAAGUUGACGGAGAAGGAAGCAUACAUAAAAAAAGUUUGGUCUGAGUGUGGUGGUUUACAUUUGCAGCUGAAGGUGCAAGAUCUAAACAUUUUAUCAUGGCUCCAAAAGCGAUCGCGAGUCCUAUUCCUGAUUCGUUAUACCCGACACUCUCCGUCUUCACACUCGCAAUCGGCCUCAUUUUAACUGCUUCUUUCUUCAUUUAUGAAGCAACCUCUUCUAGGAAAACCCGUAACCUUGCUCAGGAGCUGACAACGGGAGCAAUUGCAUCAGUUUUCUUGGGUUUUGGGUCGUUGUUCCUCCUACUUGCCUGCGGUGUGUAUGUCUAAUUAUUGAACAUCAAACUGUAUGAAAUUUUUGCUAAGCAGAUAGCUUUAAAUGAAAAUUUACUUGAGACAUUGUAGUUUUCAUCUUACUAAAAAGUUAUGUGUUUAAACUGUCAGUGACAUUGCUGGUUAUGUUUAAUGCUUGAGAAGAUUAUGAAUUGCUUGAUUUUUAUGGUUGAUUCUCUAUUGGGAAAA
Molecule: messenger RNA, 567 nt
Organism: Medicago truncatula (barrel medic)
Lineage: Eukaryota; Viridiplantae; Streptophyta; Magnoliopsida; Fabales; Fabaceae
Product: transmembrane protein 258
Exons: 4
Coding region: 145-375 (76 amino acids)
Cellular component (GO): oligosaccharyltransferase complex
Source: RefSeq, a predicted model, not a curated record